AUGACGAUGGCCUCGAUACAGGACCGGACGACUGAGUUCCGGUCCAUUCUUGGGCAAGCCCAGAAGCGGAUGGCUUCGAACAAAGUCGGCGCUCAGCGUCAGGCACUGCUUUCAGAUUCACAACGCCGACAAGCAAACGGAAGUCCAGAAGGCCCAGGAAAGAGGAGGUCGGAGUUUGCCAGGAGGGCGGCCGAGAUUGGUCGAGGGAUUACUGGCACAACAGCGAAAUUGCAGCGUUUGGCAGAGUUGGCCAAGCGCAAGACGCUUUUCGACGACAAACCCGUCGAGAUCUCCGAACUAACCUACGUCAUCAAACAAGACCUCGCAUCACUCAAUCAACAAAUUGCACAAUUACAGGCUCUCACCUUAUCCCAGCACCCUCGAGCAAGCCGAAACAAAACGGAUCAAGAGGGAGAACACAAUGACAAUGUCGUCGUCAUGCUACAAGGCAAACUUGCGGACGUAGGCGCCAACUUCAAGGAAGUGCUAGAAGUCCGCACCAAGAAUAUCCAAGCAUCGCGUUCACGCACAGAGAAUUUCGUAUCUUCCGUAUCAUCUAAAAGCCAUACACAGUUCGAUCCUCAGCGAUCGGAUUCGCCUCUGUAUAGCGCACCUCGCAGCAGGACACCUCAGCCGGGGUUCCGCAAUGGCGGCGGCAACACUUCUGAUCUCCUCACACUCGAACCCUCCUCAUCUUCUGUACUAGGCCAGUCUAGUCGUGGUGCAUCUGACCAACAACUUUUGAUGAUGGAAGAAGCUCAACCUGAAAACACAUACAUCCAAGCUCGAGGAGAAGCCAUCGAAGCCAUCGAACGAACCAUUAAUGAAUUGGGUGGUAUUUUCGGUCAAUUAGCGACCAUGGUCAGCGAACAAUCCGAGAUGAUCCAGCGGAUUGAUGCAAAUACAGAAGAUGUUGUCGAUAAUGUUGAGGGUGCGCAGCGCGAGUUGAUGAAAUAUUGGUCACGAAUGAGUGGAAAUAGAUGGCUCAUUGCGAAGAUGUUUGGUGUUUUAAUGAUUUUCUUCCUUUUGUGGGUUCUGAUAUCUGGAUAA
Talaromyces amestolkiae is the source of this 1050-nucleotide messenger RNA. RefSeq lists its product as uncharacterized. Lineage: Eukaryota; Fungi; Ascomycota; Eurotiomycetes; Eurotiales; Trichocomaceae. The coding region runs from base 1 to 1050 and encodes 349 amino acids. The transcript has 3 exons. Gene Ontology annotation, biological process: vesicle fusion; endoplasmic reticulum to Golgi vesicle-mediated transport; intracellular protein transport. The record is from RefSeq and is a predicted model, not a curated record. Gene Ontology annotation, molecular function: SNAP receptor activity; SNARE binding. Gene Ontology annotation, cellular component: Golgi membrane; SNARE complex; endomembrane system.